Molecule: messenger RNA, 540 nt
Organism: Dentiscutata erythropus
Lineage: Eukaryota; Fungi; Glomeromycota; Glomeromycetes; Diversisporales; Gigasporaceae
Source: the annotation of a GenBank genome assembly
AUGUCUAUUCAAAAAGACAUUGUGACUCCUUUCUCAAAACAUUCACAAAUAAAACAAAAAGCAUUUCAUGAGCAUUUUAUCAUAUUAAAUUCUAUAUCAUUUCGUGAUAUCGAUUUUGAACAUUCAUAUAUAAUUUUAUAUAAAAAACGAAAUCCUAAAGAGCAAUUUGAUUUAUUAAAACAUAAUGAACAUAUUAAAUUUUUUGACUUCUUUAAAUGUAAAUGUGGUAACAAUAAAACCAAUUUUCGAAAUGAAAAAGAAUAUAAAUUUCGUGAAGAUUUAUGGCAAUAUGAUAACAGAUAUACUAAUUGGGAAUGUCCAUUUAGAAGACGUUGUAGAUAUUUUAAACUACUUCAAAGUGUUGAUAAAAAUAUUCCCAAGAAAGAUCGCUUAGGAUCUUUAAGUGAUAAAGAUUCUUUAAUGAAAUUUAAAAAAUUACUUCCUAUUGAAAAUAUUGUAAAUACUAGAUUAAAAAAAUUAAAACAAGAAGAAUAUAAAUUACAAUCACCUCAAUGGCAACCACAAUCUCCAUCUAUCUAG